GACCACCUUGAAGAUGAAACAAUGGCGCAACCGUGGAAAAGCAACGCGUCAAAAAACAAAAGAGUGGGACGUGACAAGAUGACGUGGCAUACUCUGUGGACUCUGGUUCGUGAUAAGGUACCUGCAUACCUGGCGAUUCAAUAGCGCUUUGGCUGGUGAACAUUGACGACGGUUGGAGAGGAGCAUCGAUAUGAGCCUUCUACCACCGGAGGAUGAGCAAGAUGAUAUUGAAGUGGCUUGGGAGGACCAACAACGCAUCAGCUCGUUCUCCAAGCUCAACAACAGGCUGACAGACAUACAAGAUCAGCUCAAAUUGAAGCAGGUCAGUAUCUCUCAAUCGACUCUGCCACUGGGCUUCCAAAGUAGGGGUUUUAGAGCUGAAAAUUCCCCCCCUCAGGAAGAGAAGGAAUACUAUGAUGACUUGUCCACCGAGUUCAUGCUGGCCGACUCAUCAUCCGGUCCAUUCCUCUACAGGAUAGGUGAAGCAUUCUUCUACCUCCCUCUCAAAGACGCCAAGAAACAAUUGAAAGGCGAUUUGAGCCGGUACAACAGAGAGAUUUCAGAUCUGAAUGACAGAGCAGAAGAGUGUCAAAAGGGAAUGAAAGAGCUCAAAGUUAUGUUGUAUGCCAAAUUUGGCAAGCAGAUCAAUCUCGAAACGAACGACGAGUAAAUUGCCCCUCGCAUCGAUGCACAGAUAUCCAGCAUGUAU
Kockovaella imperatae is the source of this 709-nucleotide messenger RNA. RefSeq lists its product as hypothetical. Lineage: Eukaryota; Fungi; Basidiomycota; Tremellomycetes; Tremellales; Cuniculitremaceae. The transcript is spliced from 4 exons. Bases 191 to 670 code for a protein of 159 amino acids. Gene Ontology annotation, cellular component: cytoplasm; prefoldin complex. Gene Ontology annotation, biological process: protein folding. The record is from RefSeq and is a predicted model, not a curated record.